GUCUCCCGUUACGUCAUCACGCUCGCUCGGACGUUGUUGGACUCUGGACUGUCUGGACUGCACCGGCGGGGAAGUUAGCAAACCAGCUGAGCUCACAAUUUAACAAAGAAAGUGUCCUUCAGGAAGGUAUGUGCAGAUUUAUUCAGCUUCUGUUGGGUUUAUUUGCUCUUUCGCGCGUGUUUGAGUCAUUUAACGUCAGGCUGGCUCUCGUGAUUAGCAGCGAACAACAUACGAGCUAAGUACACUUGCUAAUGCAUGCACGCCCACCAAUGUGACCCAGACUCCGUUUAAUAAUCGGGUAUUUUAAGGUGAUUUUGCUUUUAACGUUUGUAGAAAGAUGGUUCAACUUAUGUAAGUGCAUUAUAUCGUUAAAUUAGCAGGUUAUUAACAUUUCGGCUCAUAUAUAUCACACGGUGCAUUCUGAAUAAAUCGUUUUUGUGUGUUUUUUAAAUGUGAAUGUUAACCGUGUGUUGACCAACUUUGAGCUAGGCAGGAGUGUCCUGUGGAAAACCUUCAGUUUAACAAGGCCGAUAUACACUCUUGAAGUUAUCAGAUAUGUAAUGAUUAACUUAAGUGAGCUACUGAUUAGUAGAAGAUGUUAGUAGGUCCAUUUACCAUCGUAAAACUGUUGGUUUAGAAAUGCGUUUGUCUGUGUUUGCAAUAAACUUGCAUGGGUUAUUCAUGUAAGUCAAAAUGUGUCAUUCAUUUGUUUUGUGUAAGACUAUUUAUUGUCAUGUUAAAAAAGUCGGUGUUUAAUGCUCAAAAUAACCCAAAAAGAAAUCCCGAUUAUAUCAUGUUUUGUUAAAAAUCACACAGUGCAACACUUCACCUUUCCCCUUGAGGUAACAGGUGUGUACAUUCCUGUUAUAUGACACCUUAUCUCCAAGUUUUCUAGGCCAGAUGUGACCCUAACUGACUUUUUCUGUAUUUAAACAAACUGUGCAUUUAUUUGAAGGGCUUGGAGACGAGUAUAAAAUGCUCAUUAAAGGUUUUUCAUGUUGUCCUUCUCUGCAGAUCAGAGAUGUCUCUCACACAAGUGUCCUCCAACAAGUGUGCCGGUGGUUUCCAGAAGGUUUUUGAACAUGAGAGGUGAGAUCUCAGCUAAAGAACUUAGACACACAUGUACACACACAUAGAUAUAACUGUGAAGUUUUGAAUGAAUAUAAGCAUGUGUGUGUGUUCCCUUCAUGCAGCACUGAGCUCAAGUGUAAGAUGAAGUUUGCAGUCCACCUGCCUCCAAAGGCUGAGACUGGAAAAUGUCCCGUCAUGUACUGGCUCUCUGGUGAGUGAGCGAGAUCGUUUUAAAACGUCUCAAAACUUUUAUUCUACAUUGUUGUUUUCUCAUGAACAUUUUCACGUUAAGGACACAUCUCAGUACAUCAGAAUACCUUCAAAAGUUCUGGUUCUGCUCGGGUUUUCUUCUCUGAUGCUCCGACUCCAGCCUGAGGCACCUUGGAAUAAAACUGUGUGUUAUGUUUUUAUGGAGUCGUGAUCAGCCUUCAUGUUGUUUCGCUGAAGGUUUGACGUGUACGGAGCAGAACUUCAUCACCAAAGCUGGAAGUCAAGUUCCUGCUGCAGAGCAUGGCAUCAUCAUCGUGGCUCCGGACACCAGCCCACGUACGGACACACACAUACACACACACACACACACACACACACACACACACACACACACACACACACACACACACACACUCAUAAUUAUUCUUCACAUUUUAAAGAAGCAGUUUUUCUGUCAGGGGCUGUAAAAUGUUCCUUUAAGUCUUUUAGUCCUGAAUCUGAAGUAUGGAGAUUUUUAUUUCUGCUUUAUUUCUUUGUCUUUUUGUUUUUACUGCAGCAGGUUUUUAAAAUUUUUCACAUUCAAACUUCUCAAUAUACUGUUAGUUUGUUGGAUUUACUGGGGUAAGCUGCGCUUUAAGAGAUUAUAAUAAAUUGUCUCUGAACUUUUACAGCCUCUUAUCUCUAAAACGUCUUAUGUUCUCAGAAAAAAAAGCGCCCAGUUUUAAAGUUAACACAGAGAACUUUUUCAGUUAAAAUGGGGGAACUCCCUCAGCUCAGGAGGAUCACUUAUUUUCCUGCAGAAUCAGUUCACCUCCAGGUGGUCAGGGAGGCAGUCACAAACAGUAAUCUGAAUAAAACACCAUUUCCCAUCAUGCAUCAGGUGGCUGUAACAUCGAGGGAGAGGAUGAGAGCUGGGAUUUCGGCACUGGAGCCGGUUUCUACGUCAACGCCACUGAGGACCCAUGGAAGACAAACUACCGCAUGUACUCGUACGUCACCGAGGAGGUGCGUUUGAUUUACGUCCCCUUAGAAACAACAACAACAACAAACACUUUCCAGUUUAAAGUUUGGUUGAUUAACGUCUUUUUCUGCUCCUCUCAGCUCCCCAAACUGAUCAACGCUAACUUCCCCACCGACCCAGACAGGAUGUCCAUCAGCGGACACUCCAUGGGUGGACACGGGGCGCUCAUCUGUGCCCUGAAGAACCCUGGGAAAUACAAGGUGUACUUUAUGUGACUUAGUUUAUCGUUAAAGGGCACAAAGAAAACUCUGUGAGAAGCUUUAGUCGAACAAAAUAAUGACAGGGAAACAAAAGUAAUUACACUGUCUACAAAAAUAUGUCAAUAAAUACCUGAUAUUUUGCAUAAAUUUAGUGCAGCAGUCCUCAAAACUACAAACUCAGAAAAUGGGGACACACACAGUCCCUGAAAACUACAGGAAUAGAAGCCCAUUGGUACUGAAGUGUCUUCAUCACACUGACGUUGUCCUCGUGUGUCCUCAGGCCGUCUCUGCGUUCGCUCCCAUCUGUAACCCGGUGCAGUGUCCGUGGGGUCAGAAGGCCUUCUCAGGAUACCUGGGCUCUAACAGGUCCACGUGGGAGGUAAGAGCUCGGCGGUCUGCUGUCCUCAGGAGAACUGUGAUUAUUACAGUAAUCAUCACGCAGCUGGACUCAUUAGAGGCUGUCAGAGAAGUUCCUGUCGUCAUCCUCCUCCUCCUCCUCACAUCGCUGUCAGACAUGCUCAACGAAUGAAAUCAAAAGUUUUGUUAUUACCUUCUUUAUUGAGUCAGUUUUCAAAGUUUUAACAGCAGCAGUAACCUGUCCUCCUCUUCCUCUUCCUCUCUUUAGGCGUACGAUGCCACCGUGUUGGCGGCGGCGUAUUCCGGUCCUCAGCUGGACAUCCUGAUCGAUCAGGGCCGAGACGAUCAGUUCCUGUCUGCCAGCCAGCUGCUGCCCGAUAAUCUGAUCGCCGUCUGCUCCGAGAAGAAGAUCCCCGUCGUCUUCAGGCUGCAGCCGGUCAGUUCCUGUAGACUUUCAAAAUAAAAGCCCUGACUCUUAGAGAUACACUGCAAACAGAACGGCACAAAAGUUGUCACAUAAUUUUGCUCAGGAGUUAAUUUUUAACUGAAUUGAAAGACAAAUAAAUGCUAAAUAUGUAAAUUAUGAUAUCCAAAGAGUUCAAGUUUGUUUUAUUUUGUCUGAAAACCUCCAGCGGGUCUUAAACUGCAAAUAGAGAUGUUGUGUUUCUUGUUUUGUUGACAGAAAUGAAGUUGAAUCUCCUCAUCUUUAAUAUUUAUGGAGUUAAACUUGAUUUUCUCCGUGUUCGAGAGGCAGCUGUCAGUGACACAGCGCCCUCUUGUGGCCGUACAUGCAAAGCAAACCUUGUGUUGAGCAUCAUUGAAGGAGAAACAGGUUAGAAGGACAAAAACAUGGAUCCUGUGAUGAUAAUGUGCGUCUCCUCCUGCAGGGUUACGACCACAGCUACUUCUUCAUCUACUCCUUCAUGGCCGAUCACAUCAAGCAUCACGCCAAGUACCUCAACGCCUGAACGCAGCUGUCCGCCCGCCGCACACACGUCAGCCCGGUGCACUGAGAGGCUCCUGCCAAAUUGUGAAGAACAUCAUCAGCUGAUCUCCCUGGUAAAUAAAUACAGAGAUGAAGUAAAGAAACAGGUCCUGAUGUUUCAGUCCAGUCAGAACCUGCAGUCUGAGCAGCACUUAACCUGAAGUAAGAACUAAGUCCUCGUUUUAUAUUUAAUUGAUUUAAUUUAAGCCCCAGUUCUCAGACUGUAUUUGUACAACAUGAGAGGAAAUUUCCCCACAAACCAUCAGAGACCACGUGACGUCGGCCCUCUGUCAGGAAACAGUCCCAGCUGUAUUUUUCUGAAUAAAAUCUUCAUUUCAUUUCACAGUUUGGUUCUUUUCACCUUUACACUCAAACAUUUUUACAGCCUCAGCUCCGAGGAUAAAGGUAGUUUAUGUCCUUCACUACCUGUCAGUGAUUUAACGUUAGCGCUCAGCAACUGAUGGAGAGUAGACCAAGAAAAGUAUAAAUUCAGCUCUAAUUAGCAGGAAAAGGUCCGUACAUGUGUUUGGAUAACCUUGUUGGGUCCGUUAGAAGUGGUCCAGUUUUCCUCGUGGUACAAGAGAGAGACGGACCUCCAUCUUGACCCUGAAGCUGAGGGACAGGUGUGGUUUUGGAGCGAGUCCUUUCUGACUGUACGCAGAUUUAAUCAGAGUGAGGAACAUCAUAUGGCUUUUUUAAAAACAUAGAAGAUGAGUCAGGGAAGUAAGAUCACAGAUUCUCCACUAGGUGUCACUCUUCUCCUAACGACUGUGCUCAGAGUCAACACCAGCAGUACGUCAAAAAGAAAUUCAUAGAACUGUGAGCAUGAGAAAAAGUAAAAAUAAAACAAUUAAUGACAAGAUAAAAUUUAAAAAAAAGUCUGGUUUACUUCAUGAGUAACUCAUUUUCUUAUUAAAAGUCGAGUUUGAUGCUUUCAUACUUUUUAGUCAUCUUUGUUGCAGUGUGAAACUUUUGACUUUUAUUCUGCUGAAAGAUCUGAGUAAUUAUUCUUCUGUCCAUUUAGUAUUAAUACAGUGUCUUCUGUUUUUACAAACUAAUCUUAAAAUGCUCUAAAAAGUUUAAUUUGCACAUCAGAAAAAGAGGAAAAUAAAACUGAAGCUUUAAAACAACAAAAACAUGCAGGAAAAUAAGAAGAAUGAGUGAAAAUGGAAAAAAAACUGUGCAGAUUGAAUCUUUUGUGUUCUAAAUAAAACUGAACCCACUUCAGUGACUUUAUUAGAGGCAGACCUCCAUGAUUUGACCUUUCAAACCCGAGCCCGCUCCGAGGCAGACGGGUGGCCGCCGUCUGUAACGUUUGACAUUUGAGGCUCAGGAAGGGACUUUUCUGAGUAAACAUACAGAUUAAACACAAUCAUGACGACCUCAGAGAAAAUCAGGCUUUACUGACGAUCUGCUGAUUGAACGUUUGAUUGAUUUACUAUAGCAGGGCCCUGUCGAGUGUGGUUCUGAGUACUGAAGGGAGCCUUAGUGUGACAAACUACUAACAGUUAAACUGAGACUCACCAGAAACAGAUAAACAGACAUUUAUCACCAGAUGAAAUGACCCAGAAGAUAACUGUUUAAUGUGCAGACGUGUGGAGAGGGGGGUUUGGUUAUUUCCUCAUGUUGUUAAUUGGAUAAGAAAUAAUGAAGCACCAUACUAUACUAUACAAUACUACACUAUACUAUAAUGUAAUAUACUGCUUUAAUGUAAUAUACUAUGCUAUACUAUACUGCACAAUAAUGUCAUAUUGUAUACGUCAAUACUAAACUACACUAUUCUAUAAUUAAUAUACUAUACUGUACUAUAAUGUAAAACUAUUCUAUACUAUACAAUACUAGACUGUAUUGUACUAUAUUAAACUAUAUUAUAAGGUAAUAUACUAUACUAUACUAUACUAUACUAUAUUAUACUAUACUAUAUUAUAAUGUAAGAUUCUAUACUAUACUAUAAUGUACUAUACUAUACAAGACUAUACAAUACUAUACUGUACUAUACGGGACUAUACUAUAUUAUAAUGUAAUAAACUAUACUAUACUGUACUAUAUUAUACUAUACUGUGUUAUAAUGUAAUAUACUACUAUUCUAUACUAUAAUGUACUAUUCUGUGCUUUAUUAUUCUAUACUAUACUAUAAUAAUAUGUAAUAUACUAUACUCUACUAUAAUGUAAUAUACUAUACUAUUCUCUAAUGUACUACCAUACCAUCAUGUAAUAUACUAUAUUACACUGUCAUGUAAUAAAGUAUAUUACUAUACUAUAAUGAAAUAUAAUAAUGCAGCACUUGGAAAAGGAAGGAUGGGCUGAGAGUGGUUUACUCUUGAGUCCUGGACGGACCAGAUUCACCCCCACAGGUUAUUUAUCAUCUUCAGGUCACAGCUGAUGAAUUCUGAGUUUGUCAGUUUUACCACCAUGAGAAUAAAUAUGAGAGUUUAUAUGAGAGUCAGAGACAAAUAUAAAGCCAACAUCCUCAUGACUUUAUUCUUCACAUAUCCUGAUUUUAGUUUGAACAUGAACCAUAACAGAUCACCCUCGGUUCCCCUCUCUGUACACACAGAGCUGAGCCUGUGGUUAAAAACGGCACAAACACUGAAUAAAACAGUUUCCUCUAAUUAAAUCUGUUUCCCAAAC
Molecule: messenger RNA, 6475 nt
Organism: Xyrichtys novacula (pearly razorfish)
Lineage: Eukaryota; Metazoa; Chordata; Actinopteri; Labriformes; Labridae
Source: the annotation of a GenBank genome assembly